Myotis myotis is the source of this 6667-nucleotide messenger RNA. RefSeq names its product semaphorin 3E (gene SEMA3E). Gene Ontology annotation, molecular function: semaphorin receptor binding; chemorepellent activity. Lineage: Eukaryota; Metazoa; Chordata; Mammalia; Chiroptera; Vespertilionidae. The record is from RefSeq and is a predicted model, not a curated record. The transcript is spliced from 17 exons. Gene Ontology annotation, biological process: negative regulation of axon extension involved in axon guidance; semaphorin-plexin signaling pathway; neural crest cell migration. Bases 591 to 2918 code for a protein of 775 amino acids.
AACAGCCAGCACGCUCAACCCUGCCUGAACUUUCCCCGCAGACACGGCUCGGCUCGCUGACAGCUCCCCAUCCCUGCAGGGUGGAUCGGCAACUCCUGGUGGGGAUGGCACAGCUUGUUUUUAAUUAGCAGGGGGAAAGGUGAAUGAAAACGAGCCGUUUGGCAAGUCGGUGCCAGAGGCGGACCGCGAGCGGCUUCGGGGAGCCGGAGAGGAGCGCUCCCCGGAGGAGGAAGGCGGUGCGUGUGCCGGGGGCUCCUGGCUGAACCAACUGCUGGCAGAAGUGGCUGCAGACCCCGGUUUCUCCCUGGAUCGACCGCGUCGCUCCCGGAGAGAGCGCAGGGCAUGGCUCUGAAGACUCGCUCCUUGGAAUGUCCUCUUGCUCGGGGCUCAUAAACAACUGUCCGGGGGGAAAGAAAGGUUUUGCAUAUCCAAAUACCGCCUGACAAAUGGCACUUUGGGACUGUGCUUUCUGAUGACAGGGCGUGCGAUUUCUGACAAAGCCUCUCCCACGCUGCCCCCGGAGGGGAGUCCUAAGUGAAACUCAGACGCCUUCCACUGAGGACCGGAGGACUGGCAGGGGGAGCGGCAGCAUGGCAUCGCCCGGCUCCCUUCUCACCUGGCUCCUGUGGGCUUACUUACUGGAGCUCUGGGCGGGAGGGCACGCAGCUGACACCGCUCAGCCCCGGUUACGCCUGACCCAUAAAGAGCUCUUGGAAUUAAACAGAACAUCAAUCUUUCAUAGUCCUUUUGGAUUUCUUGAUCUCCAUACAAUGCUGCUGGAUGAAUAUCAAGAGAGACUCUUUGUGGGAGGCAAGAAUCUUGUGUAUUCCCUCAGCUUGGAGCAAAUCAGCAAUGGCUAUAGAGAGAUACACUGGCCCAGUACAACACAAAAAAUAGAAGAAUGCAUAAUGAAAGGAAAAGAUGCAAGUGAAUGUGCAAAUUAUGUUCGGGUUUUGCAUCACUACAACAGGACACACCUCCUGACCUGUGGCACCGGAGCUUUCGACCCACUUUGUGCCUUCAUCAGAGUUGGGUACCAUAUGGAGGAUCCCCUGUUUCACCUGGAAUCACACAGGUCUGAGAGAGGAAGGGGCAGGUGUCCUUUUGAUCCCAACUCCUCCUUCAUCUCCACUUUAAUUGGCAGUGAACUGUUUACGGGACUCUACAGUGACUACUGGGGCAGAGACGCUGCCAUCUUCCGGAGCAUGGGACGACUGGCCCACAUCCGCACCGAGCAUGAUGAUGAGCGCCUGUUGAAAGAACCAAAAUUUGUAGGUUCAUAUAUGAUUCCUGACAAUGAAGAUCGAGAUGACAACAAAGUGUAUUUCUUUUUUACUGAGAAGGCCCUGGAGGCGGAAAACAAUGCCCAUGCAAUUUACACCAGAGUGGGGCGACUUUGCAUGAAUGAUGUGGGAGGCCAGAGAAUACUGGUGAAUAAGUGGAGCACUUUCCUAAAAGCGAGACUGGUUUGCUCAGUACCAGGACUGAAUGGAAUUGAUACAUAUUUUGAUGAACUAGAGGAUGUUUUUCUGCUGCAUACCAGAGAUCAUAAGAACCCACUGAUAUUUGGACUCUUCAACACUACCAGCAAUAUCUUUCGAGGACAUGCUAUAUGUGUCUAUCAUAUGUCUAGCAUCCGGGCAGCUUUUAACGGACCAUAUGCACAUAAGGAAGGACCUGAAUACCACUGGUCACUCUAUGAAGGGAAAGUUCCUUAUCCAAGGCCUGGUUCUUGUGCCAGCAAAGUGAAUGGAGGGAGGUACGGAACUACGAAAGACUAUCCCGAUGAUGCUAUCCGAUUUGCGAGAAGCCAUCCACUUAUGUACCAGCCCAUAAAACCUGCCCAUAAAAAGCCAAUACUGGUGAAAACAGAUGGGAAAUAUAACCUGAAACAAAUAGCAGUGGAUCAAGUAGUAGCGGAGGAUGGCCAAUAUGAUGUCUUGUUUAUUGGGACAGAUAAUGGAAUUGUGCUGAAAGUAAUCACAAUUUACAACCAAGAAACAGAAUCAAUGGAAGAAGUAAUUCUAGAAGAACUUCAGAUAUUCAAGGAUCCAGUUCCUAUUAUUUCUAUGGAGAUUUCUUCAAAGAGACAACAGCUGUAUAUUGGAUCUGCUUCUGCUGUGGCCCAAGUCAGAUUCCAUCAGUGUGACCUGUAUGGAAGUGCUUGUGCUGACUGCUGCCUGGCUCGAGACCCUUACUGUGCCUGGGAUGGCAUAUCCUGUUCCCGGUAUUACCCAACAGGCACACAUGCAAAAAGGCGGUUCCGCAGACAAGACGUUCGGCAUGGAAACGCAGCUCAGCAGUGCUUUGGCCAGCAGUUUGUCGGGGAUGCUUUGGAUAAGACUGAAGAGCGACUGGCAUAUGGCAUAGAGAACAACAGUACGUUGCUGGAAUGCACUCCACGGUCUUUGCAAGCAAAAGUGAUCUGGUUUGUACAGAAAGGACAUGACACAAGAAAAGAGGAGGUGAAGACAGAUGAUAGAGUGGUUAAGAUGGACCUCGGUUUACUCUUCCUAAGGGUGCGCAAAAUGGAUGCUGGUACAUAUUUUUGCCAGACAGUAGAGCAUAGUUUUGUCCACACUGUCCGAAAAAUCACCCUGGAGGUCGUAGAAGAGGAGCGCGUGGAGGAAAUGUUUAACAAAGACUACGAAGAGGACAGGCCUCCCAAGAUGCCUUGUCCAGCUCACAGUAGUAUCCCGCACGGAGCAAAGCCAUGGUAUAAGGAAUUCUUGCAGCUGAUUGGUUAUAGCAACUUCCAGAGAGUGGAAGAAUACUGUGAAAAGGUCUGGUGCACAGAUAAGAAGAGGAAAAAGCAUAAAAUGUCACCUUCCAAGUGGAAGUAUGCUAACCCACAGGAAAAGAAGCUCCGUCCCAAAGCAGAGCACUAUCGCCUGCCCAGGCACACUCUGGACUCCUGAGGAGGUGAGACAAUCCACUGGAUUCUGAAGGAUUUAUAUUUGAAACCUAAAAGCAAAAGAAAAAAAAGAAUGAGAAAUCAUCCAACUUCUUUGCAUUACUUUAAAAAGAUUUUUCUGUAAUACAGAAAUGACUAAGAGGUGUUAUGAUAAAUUAUUCUACAUACUCAUUUGACUGGUUAAACAUCAUAUAAGUUAACUAAUUUUUUUUUUAAAAAUAAGUGUAUGGUUCAAUGGUUUCACAUUAUAUUUAUCAAAAAGUGACGAUAGUUGUAGUUUUGAGUACUUGACUGCUUUUCCAAGGCAAUUAUUACUUUACUCUUGCUAGACGUAAGAUAAUGGGAAUAUUGAUGAAAAUUUUGAGAUUUAAAUAAUCAUGGAAAAAUAAAAAUAAAUGUUUUAAUCUUUCUGAAUUUUGCCUUUCCUCCACACAUAGUAUCAGAUAGUUUAAUAUUCUCAUGUUAACUGUCUGUACGUUUUAAAAAUGAUUGUAUUAGUGUUGUCAAAGCCAUGAGCCAAGGUGUGUUGUAAUUAUUGUAAACCAUGAAAGAAAAAUUGUGAUCACCUUGACAAUUGUGCCCUUCAUAAAACAUUCAUUGCACCAUAAAGUGAAGAGAAGAAUUAAGUGAAGGUAACUUCUCAGAAAGAUCUCAAAGAAUGUCAAAACAGAUGGACUUACUGUUAGAACUCUUAUUGAAAAAUUUUGCUGCCCUCUUCUGGUAGAAAAGUAUAUUCCUCUACAAUUUGUCUAGUAAAGAUUUGGAAGUUUCUCAGUAGUAUAUCUAAUCCUAUUUUAGAAAAAAAACUAACUGAAAUAACGAUGCGCUAAUGCUUAUGUCAUGCUUUAAGAUGUUAAUAACUUAUUACCUCACAAGCCAAAAAUGAUAUUAUAGCACUGAAGCUCUAUAAAAACUUAAAUUGUAUGUCUUCUAAGUAAUCUUUCCUGAAAUAUAAAAUAUAUUCCAGAAACAUAAUCUUUAUUUCUGAAAAAAAUAUUAAAGCAUUUUGCUCUGAGAUGUCAAAUUUUCCUCUAUUUUAUAUUAACAAAUGGAAAAUUAUUUCAUGAGUUCGCCUAAUUCCCAAGAUGUUCAGAGCACUUUUACUUUUCUCUUAUAAAUAGUAUCAGGAGAUUUUAUUAUUGAAAAUGUUUAUUUCCUGAAGUUUUUUCUUCUCUUUUAUGUAGCAAUUACCUUUCUAAAAUAUAAUUUUUAAGAUUUUUUCAUUUAAAUAAAAAUUAAAAGCAAGUGGAUUACAUAUAAAAACAAGUAUGACUAUUUAAAUGUUAAUCUUGAAUAAUAUUCAUUUUAGUUUUCAAAAUUAGCUUAGAGGAUGUAUAAAUAAGAAAGUCCAAGUGUUGAUAACUUGUAAUGUCUUUCCAUUUUAUUCUAAAAUUACCAAAUACAUAAAUGUUUCAAGAAACUUUAAAGAGUUCAUUCAGUAAGCUGCCCAGCUACAAAAGGUCUAAAAGAUAUAAAUAUAUUGAAAAUAAACGUUCUCUGAAAAACUCAGUUGCUAUGUACAUAAGAAUCCACUGGAGGUCAUUGCUGCCCACCAAUAUUAACUGGAAACAAUGUAUUGAAAGUUUCAUUAAAAAGAUGUAUUUCAGUAAAGCUGCCAGAUGUAGAGAAAUAGAACCAUAACCACAGAUUACAAGACCCUUAGCAAAGGUUAUGUCCAAAACACUCAACGUGAACAGAUAAGUCAAUAAACAUAAUUUAUUGAAAAUAUUCUUCCAUUAACACAAGAGAAGGGAAAGCAGGAUUUUUCUCCUGUAUUUGAAAUUUAAGAAAAAAAUUAUGGCAGAUAAGGCAUAAGUAGUUAUCAUUUUAAUCUCCACACAUACAACCAGUUAAUAAUAAUGACAAUGUCACUUAUGAACUAAAAUAUUUGACAACUGGAUAACUAAAACUGAGGAAAAUAACUUUUCUAUGAUGCGUCUUAAGAAUUGAAUGGACCUACAUGCUUUUAAACUAAAACUAUUAACCAGAAAAAAGAUAUAUUUUACUUAAAAUGCUAAACUUGAUUCUGAAAAAAAUAAAUACAAACCAAAUAAGCUUUUGAAGACUCAAAUACACAAUUCAGUGAAAGCACUAAAUUCCAUAUAUAUGUAUAUACAGGUAUAUGUAUAUACAUGUGCUUCGUGUUUCAAUUUUCUCUCUGCACCCCCCACACACACCCACUUCCAUCACUCCCCCCACCACGUGCACACACACACACACAUACACACAUCAUGACGUACUUUGAGAAAAAUGCAUUGCCCUCUCAAAGGACAAGCCAACAAUUUAUGUUGUUCUGUCCUUGAGAAUCUGAAAUGUACCACAAAAACACAUUUCAGGUCUUUUGUUUGUUUUUUCUGGGAUUAAAACUCAAAUUCAGAAUCUCAUUGCAGAAAUGUCCAGGCUUGGAAAAUCACAAAUGAAUUGAUAUUUAUCCCCUCUUUCUUGAACUUGGGAAAGGCAUGCCUAACUACCUGGAAGAAUUCAGAUUUUGCCCCAACCCCACCUCAUUUUCUCCAGACACAAACUCAGUGAAGGAGAAAGAUUCCCUCUGGGAAAAGACAGCUGAAAAAGAAUCUUCUCCACCGACCCUAGUUUCAAAUGGGGCACCUCCAGGCAGGGACUGUCUCCUGCUUCUCCAGCCUAUUCUAUGUUAUUCUCGGUUGAGAGGGUACCUGUGGAUGGAUGAGCCUUGACAUCACAAUGAACACCUACAUCACCCAUUGAGCUACAGAUGCAGGUUUGUUGGCAGGGAGGAUUUCAACUGGAAGGUAUUUUACGUCAUGAUUUGCGACGCCUCUUCCAUGCCUACCGUCAUAGAUGGCGACUUUUUCUUUUGUGUUUAUUACUGAAUAUUUCAGCACAAGGCUAUCAACAUGGUGAAACAGGGAUUAAAAAUAGAAAUAGAUACUAAUGAGGGCUCUGGAAGAAAGAUUUUGCCUACUUAGUAAGUGGCAAUUCCAUAUAGAUGAGAGUUUUUCCUUCCCCAAAUUAGUUGAGUACUUAUGAUGUUUUUAUUGUGCUUAAUAUUUGCUAUAGGGUGUAGGGUUUUGUAAAUCUUCAUAGUGAUUAUGAACAUUUGUAAAAUUUGUAAAAUACAAUAAAUCAUUUUGAGUGUUGGUGUUUCGCAUGAAACAGAUACAGCAGCCAUUGUCCUUAAAAAUGAGUUGUGUUUAGCCUGAUAAAGAAAAUUACUUAGCAUUGUGUAGGUAUUUGAGAUCACGAAGAAGUGCUGCAGUUAUGAUGCAGUGGGAAGUCAUUCUUUUUCUUACAGCGGAGUAUCACAUCGAGAUAAUUUUUCAAAAGCAGUGCUCAUUUUUAAGGACAGCAUUGUUGCAUUUAAAUCAGAUAUAAAUACUAGAUUUCCACGAACACUCUUUUGAAUGUAGUGUGUUAUUUAAGCUGGCAUGUUUAUUUUAUUUUUCUGGGAAGAUAGCAUUAUAUUUUGGCUCUCAUUGUAAACCAAAUGUAUUCUGUUUGUCUAAAUGGCUUAGUUAUAAGCUAGAGUACUAUAUCGGCAUAUUCUUGUCUGUAUGGCUUCCUUUUUUGUGCUUGCCUGGGUCCAUAACAGCAUGUGCCAUAUUAUUUCUUUUCACGGAUUAUAAGCCAUGAGACAUAUCAUCUGGUGGCAAGCUGCGAAGACCAUUGACUGUCACAUGGAUUUGCCACUGUGCACUGCAUAAUUCAUCUGUACCAUUAUGUACAAUUUCCAUUUAGUUUAACAUAGAUGAUAAAUAAAUAUUUGCUAAAUCCUUA